AGCAGAGCCCACCUUACGUUCAUGUCCCUGAGCCAGCACAGAAAAGCCUCAGAUACUCGUCUCUUGGCAAGAACAGUGUGACCUGACUGCCAUCAAAAGUGAAGCAAAACAGAACUAGCCAGACACAGAAGAGUGUGAAAGAGAGACGGAGAGAGAGGGAGGCAGACAUGAAGCUCAUCCUGCUACUGCUGCUGUGUGUGGGACCCUCACUUGGCUUAAUCAGGGUCAGUCUUAAGAAACAUCGGUCCAUCAGGCAGCAACUGCGAGAAGCAGACAGGCUAGACGAGUUCCUGAAGGAGCAUCAUCCAGAACGAGUGGAGCAGAGAUACUCUGUGUGCUUCCCAGGUCAUGUUUUCCAGGAGCUGGCCAGGACUGGAGUGGAGAGGCUGUCAAACUACAUGGAUGCCCAGUAUUUUGGGGAAAUCAGCAUUGGGACGCCACCACAGAAUUUCACCGUGGUCUUCGACACCGGCUCCUCCAACCUCUGGGUUCCAUCUGCCUACUGCAUCAGCGAGGCCUGCAGUGAACAUCACAAGUUCAAGUCCUUCAAGUCCUCCACCUACACAAAUGCCCAGAAAACCUUUGCCAUCCGCUAUGGAUCUGGACGGCUGAUGGGAGUCCUUGGAAAAGAUCUCUUGACGAUUAAUGAUGUCUCUGUCUCGGAUCAGGGCUUCGGUGAAUCUGUCUUUGAACCAGGUUACACCUUUGCCCUGGCACAGUUUGAUGGCGUGCUUGGUUUAGGCUACCCUUCGCUGGCAGAGGGCAGCGUACUUCCCGUGUUUGAUAAACUCAUGGAGGAGAAGCAGGUGAAGAAGCCGGUGUUCUCAUUCUACCUGAGCAGAGGACAGAACCAGCCGCUGGGUGGAGAGCUGCUGCUGGGGGGUGUGGACCACUCAUUCUACAGAGGACACAUUAACUGGGUACCAUUGACAGACAAGGGCUACUGGCAGAUCAAAGUGGACAACAUCAAGGUCCAGGGAGCCGAUGCUUUCUGUGCCAAUACCUGCCAGGCCAUAGUUGACACUGGGACGUCUCUCAUCACAGGACCCACAACUGAGAUCGCUAAACUCCACGGGUAUAUCGGAGCUGUUCCCAGUCAGCGGGGAGAGUAUUUGGUUGACUGCAGCCGACUAUCCAGUUUGCCCAACGUGGAGAUUUUUAUUGAAGGAGUUGAAUACAAGCUCUCGGCCGACAUGUACGUCAGGAAGGAAACCAUAGGGCAGCGAGAGCUCUGCUUCAGUGGCUUUCAAGCUCUCGACAUCUCAAGCAAGAUGGGGCCAAUCUGGAUCCUGGGAGAUGUUUUUAUAUCAGAAUUUUACAGCAUCUUUGAUCGUGGAAAUGACAGGGUGGGUUUUGCAAAAGCCCACUUCAUUGAAAAAAAGUAGGAACUACUUAAUCACGAAAAUAUUAAGAUGGAAUCACAAGUACAAUCAGUAGCCUUCAGAAUAUCAAUUCAAGUUCUUCACUUUUCGCUAGCACCCCAUGGCUACAGUCACCUGCUGAGAUUUCUUCUUGGCUGGUGGGCCAGUGCAGUAUGAUGGUAACUACUGGCUCUGCCGGUCUUCCUGGCCCAGUCAUCAACUGUGGAGCAUUUUCUUCACGGUUGCCUCAGAUGUCUCCCCCCCAUUCCAGUAUCAUGCCUGCAAGUUCAAUUACUUAACAUAAAUACUCCCAGUAUGAGAGUGUAGCUGCAUGUUUGAUGACAUGCUGGCCAGCUCAAUUACAUACAAGGUAGCAUAUGCAUGGAUGCCUUACCCUUAACACUGUUUGAGCAAGAUCAGACUCCCCGGGGCCUUCUAAAGGAAAAUGAUGGAUGGGUUGAGAGAUGAACAAGGUCCUGAGAAUAGGAGGAUAGGAUUUAAGGAGCAUGACCUCCCUCCAGCAACCAAGUGGCAUGCUACCUAAAUGCUACGAUUGAUCCAUAAGGGUGGUAAAAUAACACAAGGGAGUUGGCAUAACAUUCUCACAGAUGUCCACCUUUCUAUUUAACUUCAGGUCUUUGAGAUUUAUCACUACCUGGAUCCAGAAGGUUGUAGGAAUGCUGACACUACUCUCCUAAAGGCAUGUCCAGCCCUAAAUAUAAACCAGGGCCAGCCCCACCGGCUCAGAGACCUGAACUUUAAUGUGACCUCUUGUCAUAUCCCGUUUAGCUGGGUUGGUGACCUUUAAGAGCCCCUAGGGUGAGUUGCUUUCCAGUAACAGAGUGUUCCUUUUCAAAUCCCUCUUCUGACCUAAAGAUACUCAAAUAAAGCCCAAUGUAAUUUCUGGCUCCAUGGCUCCUUCUAGAGUGUUUGCAGUGUUUGUUGUAUAUUAGGAAUCACCUCAAGGAGAGCAGUGAUGGUGAAGAGGCGUCUCUACUGGGCUUCCUCCCUCAGUCCAAAGACAUGCAGGUCAGGUGAACUGGUGAUACUCAAUUGGCCCGCGUGUGUGGUUCAUCUUGUGAUGGACUGGCGCGCUGUCCAGGGUUUGUUUCUGCCUUGUGCCCUAUGCUGGUUGGGAUACGCUCCAGCAGACCUCCCCACAACCCUGUUCAGGACUAAGCAGUUCAGAAAAUGGCUGACUGACUGACUAUACAGUAUUUCUCUGGCUUCUUUCUAUUAUUGGCACAAACAUUGUAAUUGUUAGUCCAUUAAAAAUGAUUUUAUCUUUCAAUAAAUGUUCUUUCCCAGCUUUA
Messenger RNA from Polypterus senegalus (gray bichir), 2674 nucleotides. It is a transcript of the gene nots, whose product is annotated as nothepsin. Gene Ontology annotation, biological process: proteolysis. Bases 168 to 1385 code for a protein of 405 amino acids. The record is from RefSeq and is a predicted model, not a curated record. The transcript has 9 exons. Lineage: Eukaryota; Metazoa; Chordata; Cladistia; Polypteriformes; Polypteridae. Gene Ontology annotation, molecular function: aspartic-type endopeptidase activity.